UCCAAUAUUAAUGCAACUCGUUCUAAUUUUCAGAGAGAAGUUCGUCGACUUGGACAAGGAGUUUGAGCCCAGUUUAUUGAACAGUACCGUCUAUGUUAUCUCUAUGACGCUGCAAAUUUCGACGUUUGCCAUUAAUUACCGGGGCCACCCAUUCAUGGAAAGCUUACUGGAAAACAAGGCUCUGCUCUACAGCUUGAUGGGGUCAGGAGGGGUCGUGCUGGCUCUCUCUUUGGGGGUCAUUCCAGAGUUCGCGGAGCAGUUUGAGAUUGUGGAUUUCCCGUCGGAGUACCGGUUCAUGCUGGUUAAAGUCCUCGUUGCCGACUUCGCGCUCUCUCUCAUCGUUGACCGGGUGUGCUUGUUCCUGUUCGGGGAAGGCAGACUCCCCACACAACUCAAGAGGUGCCCGGCGUAAGGGGAAGUUUCGUUCCAUUUUCAGAGUUCGCCUGUUAUCACGUGUGGGGGGGGGGGUAGCCGUCGGCCCAGCUCACCGGCGACUGUACCCAGAACGUCGACCCCGGGGUAACGAAGAACCCUGGGGGGGGGAGGGAGGAUGCCAGAUAUACCACUGACGUCGACCCCAGAGUACAUGGUGACUGUACCAAGAACGUCGACCACUGAGUACCGGGUGACUGUACCAAGAACGUCGACCACUGAGUACCGGGUGACUGUACCAAGACCGUCGACCCCAGAGUACCGAAGAACCUAG
Homarus americanus (American lobster) is the source of this 706-nucleotide messenger RNA. Its product is annotated as endoplasmic reticulum transmembrane helix translocase-like. The coding region runs from base 11 to 412 and encodes 133 amino acids. Gene Ontology annotation, molecular function: P-type ion transporter activity. Gene Ontology annotation, biological process: intracellular calcium ion homeostasis. The transcript is spliced from 3 exons. The record is from RefSeq and is a predicted model, not a curated record. NCBI's taxonomy places the organism in Eukaryota, Metazoa, Arthropoda, Malacostraca, Decapoda, Nephropidae. Gene Ontology annotation, cellular component: endoplasmic reticulum membrane.